Oryza sativa Japonica Group (Japanese rice) is the source of this 1380-nucleotide messenger RNA. Lineage: Eukaryota; Viridiplantae; Streptophyta; Magnoliopsida; Poales; Poaceae. The record is from RefSeq and is a predicted model, not a curated record.
UGGUCAUAUCCCGGUAUUGAAAAAGUGAGAGUUUACACUUGAACUCUUUGUCCUAGUCUCUCCUAAAACUCUCACGUCCACCAACGAAAUACUAGACUUAAUGGUCUCAAACUCUCAUUUCUCCAUAACAAUUCCCCCAAACAGACGCAUGCACCGGUUCUAUAUAGGUAGCCGAUCCUUCUGCUUUACUGAGGAGUGAGGAGAGUGAUAAACCUGGUCAGUGUCCAGUGGCCUCGUCCACCGGACUGCGCGGACGCAUGGGGUGCGUGCACGUGCGGUGCUCGCGUCGGCCGUCGCGCCGCGCACGCACGCACGCACGCAUGUGCCCACCCUGUCUGUCCCGAUGUCCGUGGACAUCAACCAAACCAUAUGCAUAUGCACGCGCCUCCCAUAAAACACAAGCUGGCAACGAUCCAUUUCCACUACUCCUCGAGAUCCCCAACUCCUCUCCCUCCUCUUUUAUACUCGAUCGAUCGCCACUCUACCUCCAUCACUGAUCUAGCUAGCUACUAGUACAGUACACGCGUACGUACACCUACACCUUAGCUAGCUAGCUUAGCUUGUCGUAGAGACUAGAGAGGCAGGAUAGAAGCUCUCAAGCUCAAGCUCUCAUGGAGACGAGCUCGCGGAGCAGCAGCGGGUGCCAGUCGGGGUGGACUCUCUACCUCGACCACUCCAAUGGCGGCCACCGGCAGUAUUACGCGCGCAAGAAUCACGAGCUCGACGACGACGACGACGACGACGACAUGGUCUCCGACGCCUCCUCCGGCCCGCCGCCGCGCAUGCGCGACGAGGACGACGACGAGGUGUGGCAUCAGCAUCGGCAUCAGCAGCAACGCCGGCAACGGAAUCACCUCGUCGGCUGCCACACCGGCCACGACGACGACGACGACGGCGACGACGACUCCGGUAGCAGCGGCGUCGGCGGCGGCUACAGCACUUGUACGGCCCGGUCGAUGUCGUCGAAGAGGAGGGCCAUCGCCGGCGAACACAGCGUCGUCGACGCGGCGGUUGUAGUCGUGCUGCGCCACCGCGAGCACAACUGCGGCGGCGGCGACGACGAUCUCGACGACACGGCGAGCUCGUCGUCCGCCGUGUCCUCCAGCCUGCAGCCAAGCUGUGCUUUCUCGGCGAGGCACUUGCAGCAAUGGUCGUCGACGGCGGCGGUUCGAGGCACGAGCAUAUACUGCAGGCCGCCGGCGCCGGCUACGCAAUGCUACAUCGCAACUGACUAGAAGAAGCAUAGACUAGCCUAGAUGACAAGACUUUUUUUGUGUGUGUGUUUGUGUUUUUCUGUCUAUAGAAUUUUCAGUUGUUAGCUCUCUAGCUGAAUGCAAGCAGAUGGAGGCUCUGUUUAGAAUCUAACUUUUUUUUUCUCUA